This is a messenger RNA of Pseudopipra pipra, 3808 nucleotides long. It is a transcript of the gene STXBP1, whose product is annotated as syntaxin binding protein 1. NCBI's taxonomy places the organism in Eukaryota, Metazoa, Chordata, Aves, Passeriformes, Pipridae. The transcript is spliced from 19 exons. The record is from RefSeq and is a predicted model, not a curated record. The coding region runs from base 311 to 2095 and encodes 594 amino acids. Gene Ontology annotation, cellular component: plasma membrane; secretory granule. Gene Ontology annotation, molecular function: syntaxin-1 binding. Gene Ontology annotation, biological process: neurotransmitter secretion; intracellular protein transport; vesicle-mediated transport.
GCGGCGCGGGAGGCGUGGCAUCCAACGGGGCGUGGCCUGGGCGUGGCCUGUGACGUCACAUCAAGCCCCGCCCCGGUCAGCUGAGCCCUCCGCACCGCCCCCCCCGCAACCCCCUCCCAACCUCGAUCCGCCCCCCCCGCAGCCCCCCCUGCCGAUCCCCCCAGGUCCUCCUCCCUCUUCCCUCCUCCCUCCGCAUCCCUGCGCCGCCACCCGCAGCCUCGCCCGGCCGUGUGUGCCUGUGGGUGACCCCCCCCUCCCCAAAACCCACCCUCCCCAGGGCGCUGCGCCCCCCCCGCCCCGGCACCGAGACAUGGCCCCCAUCGGACUCAAGGCUGUGGUGGGAGAGAAGAUUAUGCACGAUGUGAUCCGGAAGGUGAAGAAGAAGGGGGAAUGGAAGGUGCUGGUGGUGGACCAGCUCAGCAUGCGGAUGCUCUCCUCCUGCUGCAAGAUGACAGACAUCAUGACAGAGGGCAUAACCAUUGUGGAAGACAUCAACAAGCGCCGGGAGCCGCUGCCCAGCCUGGAGGCCGUUUAUCUCAUCACCCCCUCGGAGAAGUCCAUUCACUCCCUCAUCAACGACUUCAAGGAUCCCCCCACCUCCAAGUACAGAGCUGCCCACGUCUUCUUCACUGACUCCUGUCCCGACGCCCUGUUCAACGAGCUGGUGAAGUCCCGCGCCGCCAAGGUCAUCAAAACCCUGACAGAGAUCAACAUUGCCUUCCUCCCCUCCGAGUCCCAGGUUUACUCCCUGGAUUCAGCUGACUCCUUCCAGAGCUUUUACAGCCCCCACAAGGCGCAGAUGAAGAACCCGAUCCUGGAGCGGCUGGCGGAGCAGAUCGCCACGCUCUGUGCCACGCUCAAGGAGUACCCAGCCGUGCGGUACCGGGGGGAUUACAAGGACAAUGCCAUGCUGGCACAGCUCAUCCAGGACAAGCUGGAUGCCUACAAGGCUGAUGACCCCACCAUGGGCGAGGGUCCAGACAAGGCUCGCUCCCAGCUCCUCAUCCUGGACCGUGGCUUCGACCCCGCUUCCCCGGUGCUGCACGAGCUGACCUUCCAGGCCAUGAGCUACGACCUGCUGCCCAUCGAGAACGAUGUCUACAAGUAUGAGACAAGUGGCAUUGGAGAGGCCCGGAUUAAGGAGGUUCUCCUGGAUGAGGAUGACGACCUGUGGGUCACCCUGCGCCACAAACACAUCGCUGAGGUGUCCCAGGAGGUGACCCGGUCCCUGAAGGAGUUUUCUUCAAGCAAGAGGAUGAACACGGGUGAUAAGACCACCAUGAGAGACCUGUCCCAGAUGCUGAAGAAGAUGCCACAGUACCAGAAGGAGCUCAGCAAGUACUCCACCCACCUGCACCUGGCUGAGGACUGCAUGAAGCACUACCAGGGCACUGUGGACAAGCUCUGCAGAGUCGAGCAGGACCUGGCCAUGGGCACUGAUGCCGAGGGUGAGAAGAUCAAGGACCCCAUGAGGGCCAUCGUGCCCAUCCUGCUGGAUGGGAAUGUCAGCACCUAUGACAAGAUCCGCAUCAUCCUGCUCUACAUCUUCCUGAAGAACGGUAUCACCGAGGAGAACCUGAACAAGCUGAUCCAGCACGCCCAGAUCCCAGCAGAGGACAGCGAGAUCAUCACCAACAUGGCCCACCUCGGGGUGCCCAUCAUCACAGACUCCACCCUGCGCCGCCGGAGCAAGCCCGAGCGGAAGGAGCGGAUCAGCGAGCAGACCUACCAGCUCUCCCGAUGGACCCCGGUGAUCAAGGACAUCAUGGAGGAUGCCAUCGAUGACAAGCUGGACACCAAGCACUACCCGUACAUCUCCACCCGCUCCUCCGCCUCCUUCAGCACCACUGCCGUCAGUGCCCGCUACGGCCACUGGCACAAGAACAAGGCUCCAGGCGAGUACCGCAGCGGGCCCCGCCUCAUCAUCUUCAUCCUGGGCGGGGUGAGCAUGAACGAGAUGCGCUGCGCCUACGAGGUGACACAAGCCAGCGGCAAGUGGGAGGUGCUAAUAGGGUCCACGCACAUCCUCACCCCACAGAAACUGCUGGACACGCUGAAGAAACUCAAUAAAACAGAGGAAGAGAGCAGCAGUUAAAAGGAAACGCCGUCACCACUCGAUGCCCACCCACGUCCCCGCCGGGCGCCCGGCCCCGGGUGCCACCCUGCACCCAGCGGGCACAGCUUCUCUCUCUUGUUCUUGUGUUGACCCCUCCCCUCCCCUCCCUCUGCCUCCUCCCCACCCCCCAUCUCAUUUUAUCCACAGGGAGGGGACAACAGCCAAAAAAAAAAAAAUAAUAUAUAUAUAUAUAUAUUAAGAAAAUGGAUGCAUUGUGUUUAAGAGAAAAAGGAAAAAAAAAAAAAUCUAUAUAUUUGUAGCUGCAGCCGUGGGAAGCGCCCAGGAGCUCGUUGCUGAGUAACCAUCUGCCCAUUGCUAGUGAAUAUGGUGGGAAAAUAGUGGGAAAACACCGUUUUUUUGGGGAAGUUGCUCCUCACUGGGGUCCUGUGGGGGUGGAAGGACGGAUGGACGGACACCCCACAUCACUCCAGCUGGCGCAGGAUGGGGGGUCCCCACCACCACCUGCUGUCCCAUGGCUUUUUGGGGUGGUGGGAGCCCCUGCCAGCUGUGCCCAGGGGUGGGUGGGGGUGUGAGGGAGGUGCAGCCGGGACACUUCACACUGUGGCAAUUCCCAUGUGAAAAGGGACCAAAACGGUCAAAACUUGGAGAUGGGGCUCGUUCGCUUGCACGGCCACUGCUCUGCCCUGCUCAGCCUGACCUCCUCCUCUCUGGGACUCCUUCAAAUAUAUAUAUAUAUAAAAAUUAUUUUUAUAUAUAUAUAUAUAUAGAAUAUCUCCCCCUGGAUACCUCUCCAUCCAUCCCAAAGGAAGCUCAGUGCCCCGUGCCCGGCCCCACUCGUGUCGUCCCGUGGUGAAGCGUUUCUGAGCCCCCCCAAAAACCUCCUGGGCCCCCUUCCCAAACCCUUUGGGGCCUCCCCACCCCUCUGAGCCCACCCCGAACCCUCUGGACUCCCCUAAACCCUCCAGGCCUCUCCAACCCUCUGAGCCCACCCCGAACCCUCUGGGCCCACCCCAAACCCUCUGGGCCCACCCCAAACCCUCUGGGCCCACCCCAAAACCCUCUGGACUCUGUGUAUAUUAAUGACUGUGUCUCGUGACGUUCUUACAAGCUUGGUGUAUAGUGAUUUCCCCAAACCUCUUGAUUUUAGUUGGGCUUUUUUUAUUUUCCACCCCCUGGAUUGCCCCCCCUUCCCCUGCCAUUAGAUGCACUGCAAUAUUUUGGGGUCUAUGGUUUUGUUCUCUCUCCCCCCGAAGGCUGUGACCCCCCCUUUUCCUUCCCCCAAAUUGCUCUUUCUUGCCUCGUUGGUGGUUAGCCCCCCCUUCCCUCCCUGUCUGCUCCUUGCCCAUAAAGUUAAAUAUAUAUUUUUAGGGCAAAGGCUGUAUCAUUGCACUGAUAUUUGUUGGUUCCCCCCUCGGUCCUCCCAGCCCGUUUUUGUUCCUUCUUGGUUUAGCAAUGCAAAUGCUUCAGGAUCUUGUAUGUUGGACAUUAUUAUAAUUAUUAUUAUUAUUUUUUUUUCUGUUACAGUUAUUUAUAUAAAAAAUAAUUUAUCAAAAAGGAAAACUUUAAAAAAAAAAUAAUCUAGUCUGUCUUGGAACUUGUUUACCUUGAAAUUACUGGAAUCUAAAUGUUUGAAAGUGUUGAAGCACAAACAUGUAUCAUCUCUGUAUAUCUGUUCUUCUGUACUAAAGCACUCGAGUGACUAAAUAAAAGCGAUCUCCAUCCCUAGUGCAA